AUGGAGUCCUCUGUGCUUCUCAGCAAAGGGUGUACCCCCUGGCAGGGGUUUUUGAUCACAGCCUCCUUUUUAGCUCUCUGGCACCUGUCCAUCACUGCCUCAGUGACCAUUGAAUCAGUGCCACCCCUGAUGGCCGAAGGAGAUAACAUUCUUUUUCUUGUCGACAAUCUGCCGGAGAAGACUGUAACCUUAGUCUGGUUCAAAGGGCUAACAAAUAUGAAAGCUGUGAUUGCAAUAUAUGGACGGCACAUCAAUUUAAGUGCAUCUGGGCCUUUGCACAGCGGUAGAGAGACAAUAUAUUACAACGGAUCCCUGCUGAUUAAAAAUGUUACCCAGAAAGACACAGGAUUCUAUACCCUACGAAGCUAUGAUAAGUAUUUAAACAUCAUAUCAACAACAUACACAUACGUCCAUGUUCACGAUUUCCUUUGGAACUGUGGGCGCCAUGUGACCUCUGCCCAGCCCACUAUUGAAUCUGUGCCACCUAUUGCUGCUGAAGGGGGAAGUGUUCGUCUACUGAUUCACCAUCUCCCGGAGAAUCUUCAAGGCUUUGCCUGGUUCAAAGGAAUGUCUGUGUUUAGGGACCAUGAGAUUGCCCGAAUCACGACAGACAUGAAUUCAAGUGUGAUGGGGCCUGCACACAGUGGUAGAGAGACAUUGAACAGUGAUGGAUCCCUGCUGCUUCACAAUAUCACUCAGAAUGAUGCUGGAUUGUACACCCUACGAAUUAUGGGUACAGAUCUGAAAAGUGAAGAAGCACAUGUACAACUCCACGUGAACAGCUCCCUUUCCCCAUGCUGUAACCCUCUCACCUCUUCCCAGCUCAUGAUCCAACCCGUGCCUCUGUAUGCUAUUGAAGGGGAAGAUGUUCUUCUCCAAGUUCAUAAUCUUCCAGAAGAUCUACAGGCCUUUACCUGGUACAGGGCAAUAUAUAGAGUCCCAUAUUUUGAAAUUGUCAAAUGCAGCAGAGUCCUGAAUACCACCACCUGGGGGGAUCAGUACAGCAGAAGAGAGACUGUGUACCCCAACGGAUCCCUGCUGCUCCAGGACGUCGCUGAGAAAGAUGCAGGAAUGUACACACUAGAAAUUUUGAAAAGUUACUUCAAAACUGAAAAAGCUUAUGUGCAAUUCCAUGUGAACAAGUUUGUUGAACAGCCUUUCGUGCAAAUCACUAAUGGCAAAGUCUCAUCACAGAGAUCUGUGAUCUUCACCUGUGUUUCACCUGACACUGAUGUCUCCAUCCGCUGGAUCUUCAAUAACCAGAGUCUUCAGCUCACAGAGAGGAUGACUCUGUCCCCAACAAAGUGUGGACUCAGAAUAGAUCCUGUACAGGUGGAGAAUUUUGGAGAAUAUAGGUGUGAGGUCUCUAACCGAGUCAGUUCAAAGACCAGUCUUCCAAUCUUUUUUCAGGAUGAAUGAGUAACCUUUCCUCUCCUCCUACAGCCGAGUGGGGGCAUUUUUAAUCAAUAAUUUACUAAUCAGAGAAAAGUAAAGUUGAUCAGUUAUCACUCAGGUAUAUCCAGUAUGGAGACUCAUAUCUAUAAUCCUGGGAUACAUAUGGUACAAGGGCAGGCCAAGAUUUAAUUUGAGUCUGUCUCCAAAGGAAAUAAAGACACUAUGUUAAAAUAAAUGGAAAGGAGUUAAUAUUUUAGGUUGUAGAUUAAAUAUAGCCAGUCAUUAGAAUUCAUGGAAACUAAUUCCAGUAGCUGCCAAACUUUUGGAUGCUUUGAGUCUGCUACAAAAAUGGAGUGUUUGCAUAGAGGAAAAAAUCCUCUCAUAUGGUCAAAUAUAUUCAAUGUUUAACUAAAUCACUGAUUUACCUAAGUCCAAUGCUGCCUGCUGUCAAGGGCUAUGAGUGGUAUAGCAGGUGACAACUAGUUUCUCAGAUGUCAACCCACCAGAGGAAUGAACAUAUGAUGGAGGUUAAUCCUAACCAGUCAAUUUCUGCAGGAUCAUCGACUCUGAAAGCUGUUGCUCACUUUUGCUGAAGCAGCUUGGUGUCUCCCCAAUACUUGCACUGUAGUGUAUAAUCUUAAGUGAUGUGUAUAUAUAAUCUCAUGAUUACAUCUCAGUCUUAUGGGCACAUAUAUCUGUGAGUGAUCAGGUAGAUGACUUUUUAUUUAGCUAUAUAGUUCUGAUAUAUAGAAUAUAUACUGGACAUACUUUAUAACUGGAUCUAUUUGUUCUACAAGGACAGUGGACAGUAAAGAGACUGCCUUGUUUUUUAUUUUUGUUUAUUGGGUGACUUUCCCUACCUUAUGAGAUCUCCAGUGAGAGAAUCUAGUCUUGUAGCCAGAAACCUUGGUUCCUGCAGCCAUACCUUUACUCCAUUCUCUGAGAUACAUUAGAAGCUACCUCUGUGCUAUUAUCACCCAUUUGGCAGGAUAUACAGUCAGAAAAGGAGCCUAAUAAAUAGGUCACAUGUGGGACCUUUGAAGAUAAAGGGAUGUUCAAGCUCAUUUGAGACUGAGUGCCCUAAAUUCUCCCACAGUCAACUUGGGAAACUGCUAAUGUCAGCUGACUCCCAGCUCUAAUGCUUAAAAUAUAUUAAUUCCCUAUACAUAUCUUCACCUCAGUUUAUCAAUACUAGAUUUUAACCUAGGAAUGUAAUAUCAUGCACCAAUUCUUGUCUCUUCUUAGAAUUUAAAACCUCCUAAAUCAGUCUUUUUGCCUCUUAGUUCUGUCCUGGUAUCCUUCUAGCCACGCCUCCCUGGGGGCAACAAAGAUACUGACAGUGUUACUUGGAACAAACUCUCAUCUUCUU
Messenger RNA from Alexandromys fortis (reed vole), 2764 nucleotides. RefSeq names its product pregnancy-specific glycoprotein 22-like. The transcript has 5 exons. Gene Ontology annotation, biological process: T cell activation. The record is from RefSeq and is a predicted model, not a curated record. Bases 1 to 1419 code for a protein of 472 amino acids. Gene Ontology annotation, cellular component: external side of plasma membrane. NCBI's taxonomy places the organism in Eukaryota, Metazoa, Chordata, Mammalia, Rodentia, Cricetidae.